AUGGAUACUGAAAAAUCGCUUUUACCAGUGAUGGAAGAAUGUUUGACAUCAGAUUUUGUGUUUCAGCAAGAUGGUGCAGCCUGCCAUACCUCAAAAAAGGCUAUAAAAUGGAUGGAAGAAAAUAAUGAACCACUUUUGAAAUGGGUUUCUAGCAGUCCAGAUCUGUCACCUAUUGAAACUUUGUGGCACGAGAUGAAAAAGACAAAUCCGCGAUUUACAUACAAGAUCUCUGACCACAACAUCGAAGCACAUAUUCACCACGUUACAUCAAAAGCCAAGAAACUUCUAUACAUGCUGGAGAGGUCUUUCAAAGGAUCCGAUGUCAACACUUGCGCCUACAUUUACAAGGCAUUCGUGAGGCCAAUUCUUGAAUUCGCUGGCCCGGUAUGGGACACUGUGCUUCUGCGCGAUAGAAAUCUCGUCGAAUCACGAAGACUUCGUGGCGAUCUUAUAUUAAUAGCUUCAAAGUGCAGUAUGAUAGCUGGAGGAGUUACCCGCCAAUUGGAGACUGUGUGUGGUGUUAGUCGACGUACUGUCCAACGGAUUCUCAAGGCCCAUAGUUUUCAUCCGUAUAAAAUUCACCUGGUACAAGAACUUAAUGAAGACGAGUUUGAUCGGCGAUUACAAUUUUGUGAAGAUAUGAUAAAUCGUCAUAACUGCCGAUAUUGGUCCGAUUCUAAUCCUAGAAUUUAUCAUGAGGUUCAUACACAGCAGCGACAAAAAUUAAAUGUUUGGGCUGACGCCAUAGAUCCUGCCAGAAUUGAAAAUCAGAAUGAUCGGCGGUACAUUGCGAAUAGAUGGAUUGAUAGAAGAGAUCGCCAGAUUUAUCAUCUUUGA
This is a messenger RNA of Acanthoscelides obtectus, 837 nucleotides long. The record is from the annotation of a GenBank genome assembly. NCBI's taxonomy places the organism in Eukaryota, Metazoa, Arthropoda, Insecta, Coleoptera, Chrysomelidae.